AUGUCGGGGCACCAGGCCAUUCUUGGAGGCGACUGGAACAUGUCUCCUGAAGCCCUUCUUGAGUCGGGCUUCCCUGAGAAGUUGGAGGGGUCUCUGAUCAAACCUGCUGGCUCUGGGACCUGCAGAUCGUUGGGAGGUCUGAACUUCCUGGAUUAUUUUGUGUGCACUGGGGGCAUUGCGAAGGGCAUUCAGUCGACGAGCAUAGUGCAGGUGGCGCAGCUGACACCGCACAAGCCCGUCCAUCUGCAACUUUUUCCUCGGCUUGCUCAGCUGUGCGCGCUCACGUUCCGUAAGCCACCGCCCAUUCCCAGAGAGAGGCCGAUUGGGGUCGGCCGCUCACCGCCAGACUGGGGUGAGGUGCAGGACGCUGCUGAGGGGUGUUUAGGUACGGCGCUCUCGGGCCAGAUCUCGGAGGCUCAGGAGAGGCUUGAUUGGGUCUAUGGGCGUUGGGCGGAUUUGGCCGAGAGGGAGCUUUGCGACUUGGCCCAGAUCACGCUGCCGUACUAUGGUGCCCGUAGUAAGUCACCGCAACUGCAUUGGGUUCCCAUCAUCAAGGACAAGGCCCCCCCGUUCAGGCACCCCAAGUUGUUCGCGGGCAAGUGGGUGUAUCACAGGUUCCAGGACCUGAUCAUCGAGUUUAGGGAAGGAGCUCUGGAGGCCUCGAAGACCAGGGAGUCCCUGUUGAAGCCCCCGUCCUUCGUGCUUAUCGUCGGCUGCGUUGAGUGGGACCAGUAUCUCAGCACGAUUCAGUCCUUAGCUCGAGCCGUCCCCGUCGGCAAGAUCACCAGCGGGGAGAGCCAGCAGUUGGGCAAGUCCGAGUGGCUGGAGGCUGCUCAAGAUGCUUUGGUUUUAGUGCAGCAGUAUGUGACCAAGCUUCAAGGAGAAGCUCGUCUUGACGGCGAGAUGGGGUGGAAAAACUGGCUGCUCACAAAAAUCAAAGAGGGGGGAAAGAAUGCCCACCUGGCCUCCAAGGAGGCCCAUGGUUGGAAAGCUACCACGACCUUAUCGGCCGGGGGUUUGGUGCUUUCGGACCCUCUUAGUUUGCUCAAGAGCGAGGCCUCUGGCUGGGCCGAGCUGUGGCACGCGGGCUCUGAGGCGCCCGACUGUCUGUUUGAAGGGGUAUGUCAGCCCCUCCCCAUGGUUUCGACCGACCAGAUUAGGUCGACAUCUGCCGCUUUCAAGGCCACCACGGCACAGGCGGUGGAUGGGUUUCACAUGAGGCACUACUCGUGGCUGUCGGACUCGGCGCUAGCGGUGGUGAGCCUCCUGUUUGCGAUCUUCGAAUCGCUCUCCAGCCUGCCGCGCCAGCUCCAGAUUAUUCAGUUGGAGCAGGCUCUGGUCCACGAGUGCGGCUGCUCCAUUUCUUUGUCCAAGGCGGGCCAAGGCAACCUCGUUUGCUCGGACGGGGCCGUCGCCAGGGAGCUGCAGAUUUUCCUAGGCGACCGCACGGGCCCGCUGGCCGACAGCAUUGUGGACUUAGGCAUAGAUUUCACGGCUGGCAGGUCUCGAAGGAAGGCCUACAUCCGACGGGCCCUCCGCGAGUCCAAGUUCAAGAUCCGCAUGGCCAACUUGAAGGCCAAGUCACGGAAGGUGAGGAUGAUGAAAAAACAGAUCACCUCCCACGCCAAGAGAAUCUGGGUCUCUGGUCCGCUCCCUGGGGUGCUGUAUGGGUCGGAAGUCCACGGGAUUUCGGAUGGGGAGCUCCACCGUAUUCGGCAGCAGGCCGGCUCCGUGAUGGGGCCUAGCUGUAAAGGUAGAUCGCUCACAAGCCUGCUUAUCUUAGAAGAUGAGCCUACGUGGCUCGCGGCGGUGGCGCCCCUUGUCAGGUACUCGAAGGAGCUGUGGUGUGCCCACUCAGGUGCAUACCGCUGGUGUUUCAGUUUCACGGAGCUGCGCGAGGCGUGGAGUAUCUUCUUCGCCAAGCCCCCGCCAGCGACGUGGAGGGAUGUCACGGGGCCUUUCUCCGCGUUGUACAUGUGUCUUAAGAGGAUCCAGUGGAAGAUGAUUGACUGGGUCUCCUGGGAGAACGAUUUCGGGGAGAAGUUAAUUUUGACGGAGGUUAGUCCUGGGCUUCUGAAGAUAUUGUUGCGUCAAGCUGUCCUUCGGAGUUUGGAGCGAGUUGCUGCUCAAAAAUCGGUCCUGGAGGUCCCUCGCCUGUGCUUCGAUGUGCUCAAGAGGUCCCUGCACUCUAGCAAGUUCUCACCUGCUGGCAAGGCGGCGAUCCGUCUGAUAGGAUGCGACGCCAGUUGGACCCGAGUUCGUGCGCGUUGCCUCGGUUAUCAGUUGGAGUCGGUGGAGUGUCCUCUGUGCGGUCAAGGGCCAGACACGCUGCUCCACAGAUUGUGGCGUUGCGAGGCAUGUGCCGAAGAGCGUGCAGAGAUUGUUUCAGACGAGUGCCAGAAGCUAGUGGACGACAUGGACAGUGAAAACCCCCAAGACCUACUCCUACUUACCCGCGGUAUCUUUCCUCACCCAGGGGACUAUUGGCCGAGGCCAGACAAGGAGUGUAAGACCGUGUGGCAAUGGGAGGAGGAUGUCACGGAGGAGGACGGCAUGGUGAGGGGGGAACUGUUCUUGGACGGUAGCUGCACCAGGUGUAUCGUGCCAGAGCUUAACAGGGCGGCCUGGGGUCUUGCGAUUUACGAUCGGGCGUUCAGGUUCCUAG
Messenger RNA from Prorocentrum cordatum, 2665 nucleotides. The record is from the annotation of a GenBank genome assembly. NCBI's taxonomy places the organism in Eukaryota, Dinophyceae, Prorocentrales, Prorocentraceae.